AUGGCUGGCUGUCUCGCUAAUAGCUUCAAAUCUGCUGUGAUUUUUGCUUAUGGAUUUUUCACUCUGGUUCUCUAUGGACUCAUAGCUGUGAAGAAGGGACUUUUCUUCAAACGUCCGACUGAGAAGGAGAAGUUGGAGUUGCAGUUAGCCCGCGACCGCUUCUGGGAUCUCUCGAAAGAAUGCUUUGGUCUUUCUCAUCACAUGCUUACCCUGCGAAACGGAUUCAAAUUCCAUUACCUUUGCAAUGAUUCCCCUGAGAGCUCGACGGCGUCUCAGAAACCACUGGCGAUCUUCAUCCACGGGUUUCCUGAUAGCUGGGCCGUGUGGCGGUACAUCGUGAGCUCCAAGUCUCUUCAAUCUGCGGCUACAUUGGUUGUCGUCGACUUACCCGGCUACGGAGGAAGCGAUUGUUUGGACAAAUAUUCGGCGACAAACGUCUUGGAGAGCUUGACGGAGUUUAUCAUCACUAUCAGAGUCAAGUACGGCAUUGAUACGGAGACUGGAAACAACCAGCGACGGACGGUUAUCGUGGGGCAUGACUGGGGUUGCGUUAUCUCCACGCGGCUUGCAGCUGAAGCUCCUCAGUUGGCUGACCGGUUUAUCGUCACCAAUGGGCCGGUGCCCGGUCUGGCUGCAGCGAACAUUCGGCGACUUGUAUCCUCAUCGUCGAAAAUGUUCAAGACUUCGAUCCGCUCACCAAUCCGGUCGCGCUCGACGCUCAUCAAAGCUGUCAGGUCUCUGUGGCCUGUGUUUCGGCAAUUGAAGCUCUCGGGCUAUAUCUUUGUGAUGCAAUUGCCAAUGGGCUUUGUUAAAUACUUCGGCAGCGGGGGCAACCUUUCCUUCCUAAAGGCGGUUCAUCAAGACUCCCAUGGUGAUGUCGAUUUCACCGCUCGGGAUGCCGCAGAAUGUAUGGCUAGCACUUUGGGCCCGUCGACCGAAGAAUGCAAAACACGGACUGCCGAAGGCGACGAGUAUCCAGUUUCGGUGGAGGAGCGUGCGUUCUCUAACUUCCAGCACAUGGUUCGCUACUACCGAGAUGGGGCGGCAAUGGGCCGCUGGUGCAAAUCUGUCCAAACCAUCGCCGACCUGCAUAGCAUUGCGGGAGGGAAUCCGCUGCGGCGCACUGGUAGUGGAGUUGGCUUGUUCGAUGACGGACCUACAGGAGCGUUGAAAGCAAGCUCCACAAUCCUCUGGGGCAAGGCAGAUAUUGCUCUCGACGCUCAGCUGUGCCUUGAUGGCAUCUCGGACUACCUUGUCUACAACAGCGAGGUCGUCGUGCUCCCACGCUCUCGUCACUUCACGCCAUUGGAGCGCGAGAGCCGUGUGGCCAUCGAGAAGACCGUGGAGUGGGCUGUGAAGGGAGAACGAGAGGACAUCGGUGCCGUUGUUCAGGCUUGUUACCCUGACGCCGUGGUGACUGUUCGCAAGUAG
This is a messenger RNA of Aspergillus thermomutatus, 1431 nucleotides long. Its product is annotated as alpha/beta fold hydrolase. The coding region runs from base 1 to 1431 and encodes 476 amino acids. NCBI's taxonomy places the organism in Eukaryota, Fungi, Ascomycota, Eurotiomycetes, Eurotiales, Aspergillaceae. The transcript has 3 exons. The record is from RefSeq and is a predicted model, not a curated record. Gene Ontology annotation, molecular function: hydrolase activity.